Herpailurus yagouaroundi (jaguarundi) is the source of this 912-nucleotide messenger RNA. RefSeq names its product chromosome unknown C21orf58 homolog (gene CUNH21orf58). The coding region runs from base 1 to 912 and encodes 303 amino acids. The transcript is spliced from 9 exons. The record is from RefSeq and is a predicted model, not a curated record. Lineage: Eukaryota; Metazoa; Chordata; Mammalia; Carnivora; Felidae.
AUGCCCUUCAUCAAGACGCGUCCAAGAAUGCUGGACUCCUCAGUGGCAGAUGCAAUGACCCGACUGACCCUAAAACUCUUAGAGAAGAAACUGGAGCAAGAGCGUGAGAAUGUGGAAGGGGAUUCUGAGGACCCUCACUUCGUGCCAGGAAAUGAGGACAGGCCGGAUGCAGCUGUACUGAGUGCUCUGAGGAGGAGGAAAGACCUUCUGCAGAGACUCUGGGAACAGCACCUCCUGGAGGAGGUGUCCCAGCCCCGAGCCCCGAGCGGGGUGAACAGAGGAGGAGCCUGGGGAUCAGCACUGCCCCCAGAGGUGGCCCCGGUGGGCAUCCGCCCGGCUGUCUCCCCACCCCCGCCAGCCCUGGAGCCACCACACAUUAUCCAACACUCGGUCCCCCAGCCUCCUGCCACCAUUAUUCAACAACUACCUCGGCAGCCACUCAUCGCCCAGAUUCCCCCUCUCCAGGCCUUCCCCACUCAAAGGUCAGGAAGUAUUAAGGAAGACAUGGUGGAGAUGAUGCUGAUGCAGAACGCACAGAUGCACCAGAUCAUGAUGCAAAACCUGAUGCUCAAAGCCCUGCCCUCUGGGGGAUCACAGGCCGCCCCUCUGCAUUCCACCCCACGAGCCCAGAGGCAGAAGCCGCCCUCCGUGCAUCACCACCACCACUAUGCACCCCCAGCCCAGCUGCAGGCCUCCCCGGCGGGUUACUCCAUGUGGCCCCCAGUGGUCUCAGCCACCAUCCCCCCACCUGCUUCCGGCUUCCUGCACCACAUGGCCAGCCCCUCCUUGGCAGCCCUUAGGAAGCUGCUUGUGGCCUGGGUCAUUUGUUCAGCCCAGCAGGAGUGGUGCUGGGAGUAUGAGCAGGGCUGUGGGGACCCCCACCUGAGCUCUGGCAGCACGACUCACCUGUAG